Messenger RNA from Schizophyllum commune H4-8, 839 nucleotides. Its product is annotated as cytidine deaminase-like protein. Gene Ontology annotation, cellular component: cytoplasm; nucleus. NCBI's taxonomy places the organism in Eukaryota, Fungi, Basidiomycota, Agaricomycetes, Agaricales, Schizophyllaceae. Bases 62 to 646 code for a protein of 194 amino acids. Gene Ontology annotation, biological process: tRNA wobble adenosine to inosine editing. The record is from RefSeq and is a predicted model, not a curated record. The transcript is spliced from 5 exons. Gene Ontology annotation, molecular function: zinc ion binding; tRNA-specific adenosine-34 deaminase activity.
CGACGAUCAAGCCGAGGGUGGACAUCGUGCGAUUGUGAACGCGGAGAGAACAUUGAUAUCGAUGGAGGAGGUACAUCUGAAGUGGAUGGCAGAGGCCAUGAACAUGGCCCAAGAAGCACUGGACGCUGGUGAAGUCCCCGUGGGCUGUAUAUUCGUCAGAGACAACAAGAUCAUCGCCUCUGCACGAAAUAGAACGAAUGAGCUAAGAAAUGCGACACGCCACGCCGAACUGGAGGCAAUCGACCGCAUCCUAGCAGACAAGACGCUAACCCCAGAAAUUUGCGAGUACCCACUUGAUACGACGACCCUAUACGUGACAGUUGAGCCGUGCAUCAUGUGUGCAUCUGCGCUCCGGCAGCUGGGGAUCAAGGAGGUCUUUUACGGCUGCGGAAACGAUAGGUUUGGUGGUUGCGGGAGCGUGUUGGGGGUGAAUGAGAGUGUACCUCAUCCCAAGCAUCCAGCCUAUCGAGCGCACCCUGGCUAUCUCCGCGAGGAGGCAAUAAUGAUUCUGCGCCGCUUCUACGUGACGGAGAACACCAAUGCCCCCAAUCCUCGAUCCAAGGCCAACCGCGUCCUGAAGACAGACAUCCCGCCUCUCACCAAGGCCGGUAAAAAUGGUGGCACCUCGAGCAAUUCAAGGGCGUGAACCCUCGUCCUUAGCGCAGUUCAUUGACAUUCGGAUUGACUGGCACGGCGGCGCCUAUGGGGAACCUUCUACGCCUUUCUCUCGCAAUACACAAGCUCGCCGAUUCGAAGUAUAGACGCCAACCCAAGCGGUUCACCCUGCAUAGCCACGGACGGCCGACAUGCAACUGCGAUCGUGAUAUGCAGCUACGACC